AUGGGAAAAACUCAGGGAAAUAAAAAAAAUAACAAGUUAGAUAAAACAACGAAUGAUGAUAUGCCAGAAGAUGAAGAAAUUGCAAGUGAUGAAAUACUUUGCUCAGAAACUGAAAGUAGUAAUGAUAGCAGUGAACAUUUUUCCAAAGAUGAAGAAAAUGAAACUCAAAUCGACAAAGAAAUACAAAUAUAUUUUACUUCAAAUAUAUCAGAUGAUAAAUAUAAAAUACAAGGCAAUACAACUUAUACAAUACCAAUCUAUUUUAAAAGAAUUGAUUUAUCAAAAAUGGUAAAAAAAUUAUUAAAUAUAAAUGAUGAUGAUGAUAAUUAUGAUGGUAGUAUAUCAUUUGACUUUUUAAUAAAUAAAAAAAUAUUAAGAUCUUCUAUUUCUGAAUUUUUAGAAGAAAAUAAUAUAUUAUCAGAGUCAACUAUUGAAAUAGAAUAUAUUCUAUGUUUAAAAAAAAAAACAAGUAAACAUAUUGAUAAUAUAUCUGAAUGGAUAUCAAAAAUGAUUAUUAAUGAAAAUAUAUUAUAUUGUAGCACAUUUGAAGGAAAUAUAUUAUAUUAUGAUUUAAAAAGUUUUAAUAAAAUCGAUGAAAAAAUGAUAUCAAAUACUCCAAUAUAUUCAUUUAAUGUAUGUAAAUAUAUUCCCAAAAGUGAUGACGAUAUUUGUAAUAAUCAUUUUCAAAAUAUGCAUCAAUCUGUUAUUGGCUUAUUCAAUGGUACAAUGAAAGUUUGUUUAAAUGAAGAAACUGAUAAAGGAAUAUCUUUAAAAAGUGAAAUAUAUUUAGGAAACAAUGAGGAUAUGAUAAAAUGUAUCGAAUUUAAUAAAUCUUAUUCUUUGCUUAUAUCUGGAGGAACUGAUAACAAAAUAAAUAUAUAUGACAAUAAUCAUAUUUUAGAAGAAUUAAAUAAUAAUACAAACAGUAAUAAUAAGAGAAAAAUUAAAAAUAUAAUAACACCCAAAAAAUGUAUAUAUAAAGAAGAGGGUGUUAUAACAUCACUAUCAUUUUUAAAUGAUAAUAAAUUUUUAUGUACAUCAUUAAAUAGUAAUAUAAAUAUUUAUGAUACAAUACAUACAGAUAUAGUUACUUCAUAUUCAUAUAAUAAAUCUAUAUUAUUAAGUGAUAUUAUUAAUGAUAAUUUAUUUGUAAUAUCUGAUGAUCAAUCUAUUAUUAAAUUAUUUGAUAUACGUUGUUUAAACCAAAAAAAUGUAAUAACAUUAAAUGGAAAUAAAUAUUAUUUCCAUGAUAAAAUUAUAACUUCUUUAGAAGCAAAUAAAAACGAAUUAUAUAUUUUGUCAUCUUCUCAUGAUGGUUUUAUUAAUAUAUAUGAUAUUAGAUUAAACAGAUCACCCAUAUAUACUAUCAAAAAUGAAAACCAAUUAAAAUAUUUAUCAUCUAUUUGGUUUUAUAAUAAUGAUCAAAAUAACUCGAUUGUUAGUGCUGACGAGAAGAAUUUGGUUAUCCAUCAGUUUUAG
Molecule: messenger RNA, 1479 nt
Organism: Plasmodium berghei ANKA
Lineage: Eukaryota; Apicomplexa; Aconoidasida; Haemosporida; Plasmodiidae
Product: ribosome biogenesis protein YTM1, putative
Exons: 1
Coding region: 1-1479 (492 amino acids)
Biological process (GO): RNA export from nucleus; transcription-dependent tethering of RNA polymerase II gene DNA at nuclear periphery
Cellular component (GO): nuclear pore
Molecular function (GO): RNA binding; ubiquitin binding
Source: RefSeq, a predicted model, not a curated record